Messenger RNA from Acanthopagrus latus (yellowfin seabream), 3101 nucleotides. It is a transcript of the gene lmbrd1, whose product is annotated as LMBR1 domain containing 1. The record is from RefSeq and is a predicted model, not a curated record. Bases 90 to 1712 code for a protein of 540 amino acids. The transcript has 16 exons. Gene Ontology annotation, biological process: protein localization to vacuole. NCBI's taxonomy places the organism in Eukaryota, Metazoa, Chordata, Actinopteri, Spariformes, Sparidae. Gene Ontology annotation, cellular component: vacuolar membrane.
CUUUCUGGAGAGACGUCACAGCUGCUGCUCGCCCUCCACCGCGGUGACGUCAAGGGGAGCACGUGGUUUUGUUAUUGCAGGAAGUGAAGAUGGCGGCGCAGUCGUUGCUAUCCGAGUCUAUGCUCGGAUGGUCUAUUUUCACCUUUAUACUUUUGGUAAUUCUGGCUUUCUGUUGGGUCUACAUUCGCAAAUUCCAAAGCCGACAGGAGAGUGAAGUUGUUUCAACCAUCACAGCAAUAUGUGCGCUGGCCAUUGCUUUGAUAACGUCGGCACUUCUACCAGUGGAUAUAUUCCUUGUGUCAUUCAUGAAAUAUCCCAAUGGCACCUAUAAGGAAUGGGCAGCAAACAAUGAGACGAGGGGACAAAUUGAAGACACUGUGCUGUAUGGAUAUUACACACUCUACUCCAUCAUCCUCUUCUGUGUCUUCCUAUGGAUUCCCUUUGUUUAUUUCUACUAUGAAGAAAGGGAUGAUGACAAUGUGAACAAAUGCUCGCAAGUGAAAAACGCUCUGAAGUACACAAUUGGAUUUGCCAUUGUCUGCGUGGUGCUCCUUUUAAUUGGAGCCUUCGUUCCACUUGAGCCCCCACCCAGUCAGAAUUCCACUCAAUGGGAGAAAGUACAGUACCUCUUUGAGGAGCUUGGCAGUAGUCAUGGUCUACCUGCUCUGUCUUUCUCCAUCAGCUCCUUGACCUUGAUUGGCAUGUUGGCAGUGAUCACUUAUACGGCAUACGGUAUGUCUGUGCUGCCUUUGAAUCUGAUAAAAGGCACCCGCAGUGUGGUGUACGAACGCCUGGAGAACACAGAGGACAUUGAUGAUGUUGAGCAUCAGAUAGAGAAGCUGAAAUCCAAGUGCAAUGAUGGACGUCCCCUUUCGUCGAGGGACAGACACAACCUGCAGGAGCUAGAGAGCAAACUGCAGGUCCUCCAGCGCAGGGGGAGACACCUGGAAAUUGCCGAAAGAAACUGCUGCACUAAAGUGGGCUCUGCUCUCAGGCCUAUCAAGAUAUUGCUGGGGAUUUUCUUCAUCCUGGUUGCUCUGCUGUUCACUGUCGCCCUGUUCAUUUCAAAUUUGGAUAAAGCUCUCCACUCUGCUGGCAUCAGCUCGGGAUUCAUAAUCUUUGGCACCAACCUCACCAAUCCUCUGAAUGAACUUCUAUUAGCCUUGCAACCGGUCUUCCCAUUGGAUUAUAUCCUGAUUACGGUCAUCACCAUGUACUUUGUUGUCACAUCCAUGGCUGGCAUUCGCAACAUGGGCAUCUGGUUCUUCUGGAUACGGCUGUACAAAAUAAGACCUAAGAGGACUCGCCCCCAGGCUCUCCUCUUCCUCUGUAUGAUUCUACUACUGAUUGUCCUUCACACCAGCUACAUGAUCUACAGCCUCGCCCCGCAAUAUGUCAUGUAUGGCAGCCAGAAGUAUCUUGUGCAGAGUCAGAUGCCCUCAGCAGGUCCUUCGUCUGGGAAUGCUACUUUUGGCACAACGAGGAUCUGUGAUGCUGACGCGCCUGAGGACCAGUGCAUCGUGACAAGAUCCUAUCUUUUCCUCCACAAGUUCUGGUUCUUCAGCACAAUCUACUACUUUGGUAACUGGGCCUUCAUCGGGGCUUUCCUCAUUGGGCUGGCGGUGUCCUGCUGCAGGGGGAAGAAGUCUGUGAUUGAAGGAGAGGUGGAGGCCGAUGACUCAGACUUGAGCGAUGAUGAAUAUGUGCACUGAGACGAUGGAUUUUCCAACCAUAACUUUAAGGGACUAGAAAGUACAAUUUCAUAAGAGAAAUAGAAAUAAUGAAUGUGAGUAAUUUGUCCUCAUUUAAUUUAUUGCUUUUAAGGAGUAAUUGCGGUGAAUUCCUGCCUUGUUUCGGGUUGACACAUGCCUCCCCCUUAAUGAGACCGCUCAGACUGAUUGUCGUGUCUUUUCCUCCAGUCAAUGUUAUUGAUGACUUUGGGAUUCUGGGAGCGUCCUCCAACUCAAUCCUACCUUGAGAAUUCACUUAUCAACAGUUUGAAACUGACACAAAUUGGUCAUUUUUCUGCUGGAGGAGACAGAGUCAUGUGCUGCUCCCCAACUUUAAGCUUUAUUAUGAGAGGAAGUUUGGACACAAACUUAGUUUGUUUUUUUUUGUUUUUGAAACCCUCUAAGCACUUUCUAGACCCUUUAAAGGUUAUUUUGUGACAGAAUCGAGAGCUGGUUGACCUUCAUUUACCUUUUAAGUGAAACGCUAUUAAGACAGUUGAGCCUACACAAACUGUUCUGCUUGCUUGUUUUCUGAAAAAGGUAAUUGGUAUAAAAAAAUAAUGAUUUCUGAGCGCUGACAGCGCUAACAUUUUCAAAGUUAUUUUUUUUAGCUUGUUUUUGUCUGAGGUUAACUAGUUCUAGGGGCAUUGCUGCUUCCCCCCCUAUGUUUAGGUACCUGCAGUUUCAGACCAUCAUUAUUUAAGCAAACGUUACUGUAUCGGCGUACCUGCACUGUGUUUGAAAUGUAAAGGACCAACUGCGGCUGGUGUUCUCAGUUAUUCUUGGUUUUAAAUGAAAUGGGUUCAGCCGCUUUUUGCUCUCUGUGUCGGAAGAGCAUGAGAAAACUAUAUUAAUCAAAGAAAUGGAUGUGACUUUUCUUUUAAUUAAGCAGUACUUGUUGUUUUGCAGUGCUGCGGAGUUGAUCAACAGCAGGCGUGUUACAUAGAACUAUUAAUGACUUUCUCUGCUGUGUUUGAUUUGCUGUCAGUGUAUUAAGUGUCAAAAUAAAUACACACUGUUGAUUUAAUUAACAACCCGACACAAUAUUAUGAUGGAUGACUACUUUUUUUUAAUUUGGAGACUAAAUGUUUGUGCUUCAUGAAUGCACAGUGACACGAUGGGCACAUGGUACUCUAUAUAUAUCUAUAUAUAUAUUUAUAUAUAUUUAUAUAUAUUUAUAUAUAUUUAUAUAUAUAUAUAUAUAGAUAUAUAUGCGCUCCCCUAAAUUUUGAAAAUCAGCCUGAAUCUCGUUUUUUUUCUUUGAGAUCUAAUUAGUGAUCACGAACCAGCAGCUGUUGUGGACGUUGUGUCUAUAUUUCAUUAUGCCUGUAUUCAAAGAAAUAAAACAACACGAUGAUGACAUGUCAUUCA